Messenger RNA from Hippoglossus stenolepis (Pacific halibut), 2226 nucleotides. It is a transcript of the gene ifngr1, whose product is annotated as interferon gamma receptor 1. The record is from RefSeq and is a predicted model, not a curated record. Bases 128 to 1237 code for a protein of 369 amino acids. Lineage: Eukaryota; Metazoa; Chordata; Actinopteri; Pleuronectiformes; Pleuronectidae. Gene Ontology annotation, molecular function: protein binding. The transcript is spliced from 7 exons.
UCCCAGUGCAGGUGAGAUACAGAAGCCGGAAGUGAAGCGGUGCGUGAUUGUGAAGCCUCGUCUGGUCCGGUCAGUUGUGGGCUCCCGGGGUCAGGCAGGAGGUCGAGGUUAAAGCUUGGACUGAAUCAUGCCGCCGGACGGUGCGUUCACGGCCCCCCUCCUGCUGCUGCUCAGCUCAGUGUCAGCUCUGACUGUUCCGCCUCCGACCAACGUGACGGUGAGCUGCAGGAAUCUGAGAGUGUGGGUCAGCUGGGAGUUCAGCGACCAGCAGCCACACACCAGCUUCAGAGUGGAAAUACAAAGCUCCAAUGGGUACUUUAAGAAUGAAACCACAGAGCAUCAGUACGAUCUGAGUGGGUUCAUCUGGAAGUCUCUGGACCACUACAUGGGGUUCCACUCCGUGAGAGUAACAGCUCUACAGAGGGGGGGGGAGUCCCAACCGGUCCGGUCUGAGAGCUUCACCUUCAGCAUGAACAGGAUGGCCGAUAAACACUAUGCGUUAGAGUUCCCUCCCGUCGAGGUCGUGGCCGGCGACUCGGGAAACACCGUCAGUUUCCCGAGUCCCUUCCACUUCUACACAGAACUGAAGCAGGCCGAGAAGCAGGAAACGGCCUUCUUCGAAUUCAACGUCUCCUCAGAUCAGGGUAACUACACCUCCGUCUGCAGACUGACUGAUGUCACGUGCAGGUACGACCUCCCGCACAGCGAGGAGCAGUGCGUCCGGGUCAAGGGAUGGUUGGACUACGGGAACAGCGUCGAGAGAGUGGAGUUCAGAGAGACCGACCGCAUCUGCCCCAGUAAAUCCAGCGAUCCCCAUGUGAUGACGUUCGCCCUUGUCCUGCUGUUCGUCCUUGUCGUCAUAAUCAGUGUGUUAACAAUUAGCAUCUGCAAAGUGAGAGCCUGGACACUGGAGAUAUGGAAGACACAGAAGACACUGAAAGCUCUGGACAUCGAGCCAAACAACGAAGAGCAUGAAUUGUUGAGACCGGUUGAAGAAGUGUUCAGCCCUGUUAUGGUCGUCGAACACAGCAGCAGCUCGUCGCUCAGCUCGGAGGACGGCGGCCUCCAGGACUGCGGCGCCUGCGUCAUGGAGGACGGAGGGUCAGAGAGAGGGGAGCCGGAGGAGGAGGCUGCAGACCAGGAAGCUGUGGGGAAUUAUGACCGCGCCCACGCCCCCGCAGCAGUGAGGGUAGACUUGGGGGACGGAGAAGUGGCCUACGCUUACAGAGAGGGAUAGAACAAACUGUCAGAGGUUUGGGACUGAAGUCGUUUUAAUAACCGACGACCCAGGCCGGUCCAAACCAGGCCGAGGACACGGAGGACACCGGAGGACAGCUGGAGGUGGAAGGUGUUUCGCCCCCUCUUCUGUUUGCACCGUCACCGAACCCUACGUUUUUAACACGUCAUGUUUACGAGGUUUGUCUCGUGGCUGUUUACCGAGGUGAGCACCAACCUGGGGGGGGACCGGGACUCCAGCUGAUCCGUCACCACGGAGACGAUCAGACAGACGUUUACACCCAAACACCAUCACACAGACCUCGUCUCCGACCUCUUAACAUUAGGAAACUCUGCCGCUUGUCUGUUUUGCAUCUGGAUCCCUGCAGAGACGACAGCACCUCGGUCCGUCUCCGCUCCUGUGGGAUUUGGAUCAGACGCAGAUUAUUGUCAGAGAACAGAAGUUUUUACAUCUCAAAGAGCUCAGGAUUUUUUUUUAAACUGUCAGUUGUCAUGGCUCCUUUCUCUCUUUAAAGGGACAGUUCACCCUCAAACCGUAUCCAGUCACCUACAUGCAGUUGUGGUUUUAUUUGCCCUAAUUCAAUUCACUUCUCAGGUUUCGUCUCAGGCAACAUCGUCCCACAUCUAAAACCUUUUAUUGUACCACUUAUUGCCUUUGGGUGCGUGGGUUGUCCAGAGCAAACACAGAACAGCAUUUAAAACCUAAUUUUUCUCAGGAGCCAGAUAAAUAAAACCGAACCGCCUACGUGGUUGAGAACUGACGCCUUGAAAGGCUUUUUAAUGUCGUACAUUAAACCGAGCACUCCUCAAACUCCUGGACUUUGAGUUCAGCAGGCGUCAUAAAUUCCAGUGCGACCUGAUAAACAGGUUGUGAAGAUCGUGUUUCUCUUUUGUUGUGAACUUAAACUCUCAGGUUGUUAUUGUUUUUAAUAUUUACCUCAUCGCUUGUUUUUAUUGUCAUUGAUCGAAAUAAAUUUAUUUUAGAAUAAA